AUGGACUUCUCAAACAUCUUUCGUAUCGGCAACAUUGUCAUUGGUGUGUUGAUGGUUCUCGGAGGCAUCAGCCAGUUCUUCCCGAUCUCUCUGAGCUCUGUCGUCGUGGGUGUAUAUGUCAUCCUUUUCGGUCUCAUCGUUGCUAGCCUGGAGUUCCUUCCUACCAUCCCCGACUAUGUCUAUCGCUAUGCGUCCUUCCUCUUUUCUUUCCUGGGCCGUGGCGUCUUUUACAUCUUCGUUGGAUCGCUUCUCCUCCACGACAGUGUCUUGCGAAUCAUUGCAGGCUCGCUCGUCGGCCUUUUCGGUGUCGGAUAUGUGGCUCUGGAGUUUAUUCCGUCCAUCGAGCCCCCGACGAACAUGCGCGAGGCGGACCAGAGCUGGGGCGCUGAGCAGGUCUAAUCGACAAGUGCAGCUGUGAGAGGGGGAACCCUGUUCUUUGGACGGACACGGUCGCCUUCAACCGCCUUCAAAUGUUUGCGAACCCCUCGCCGCGCGGUGAGCAAAGGAGUUGGACCAUAAUUAUAACGGACGAGUUUGAUGACAUGGGGGUAACAGUGAUAGUUUCGGAGGGAGGCCCA
Molecule: messenger RNA, 578 nt
Organism: Penicilliopsis zonata CBS 506.65
Lineage: Eukaryota; Fungi; Ascomycota; Eurotiomycetes; Eurotiales; Aspergillaceae
Exons: 4
Coding region: 1-399 (132 amino acids)
Biological process (GO): vesicle-mediated transport
Cellular component (GO): Golgi membrane
Source: RefSeq, a predicted model, not a curated record